UCGAGCAGGGAGUCAGCAGGUGGUGCCACCUGAGCGGCACGGGUGGGCUGGGAAAAAAGUGGGAGGAGGUUGGAAGAGCCAGGAAUGAGGACAGACCGGUUUCCUGCACUUCUGCAGGACUGCUCCAAGUUUAGGAUCCCUAUAGAGGAUUUUGAUUCAGCCUCAGUCGAGAGAGUACCAUGGAUUAGGGACUUGAGCACUGCUACUAUCACGGGCUGCAUACCUGAAAAGGAAUACCAUAAUGGAGAGUCCACCACAGAAAGCCCUCUGGUGGUCCUGCGAAGGUCUACCCCUGGGGUGCGACACGUUGACGGUAGCAGGAAGACGGUGAGCAUGUAUGGCUCCCUGGAUGAGCCCCAAAAACAGCGAAUCACACCUGUGGGUCUGGAGCACAGGUCACAGAGACCUCGCAGCGUGUGCAUGCUGGCUGCGUCUCAGGCAAGCAGUGUGCUUGUGACUAAUUCCUCCUCAGCCAAAACGGGUGACGUUGACAAAAUUUAUCAGCGUAGACGUAGACGAGCAAUUGAUGGCCUCAAACAAGACAUGCCUCCAUCUUUUCGGCUGCCCCCACACCCUCAACAGGAGGUCCUACUGCGUCGACCUCUACAGGCAACUGGAAGACCUCGGCCUGUUAGCAUGACAGUUCUAGAGCUGAAGGAGUCUAGUAGAUCACAAGAUGAACUAGCUAACCGUACUUUCAGUGAUGCCGCAAGCUUGCCUCGCUCCGGUUUUCGAUGGAGACUCUUCGGCCGACAGGCCCAGGACAAGGAGGCGGCAAUCGUAACGGCACCUGUCCCCAGCAAACCAGAGAGGCCAAAGAAAAGGUUUAGCUCUCUGAGAAGGAGCCUUAGCCUUAGACUCAAGCGGAAUUGUAAUCAACCUGAGGAAGAGGGUGUUCGAGAAAGAACAUGGACGGCGACUGCGAGAGAUGAUGUUGCGCGCUCUAACCGACCCUUCUCUUAUCUGACCGGCAGGACGUUGUCUCCUGCUUAUGGACAUAGUGAGGACAAGAAAUGCAAGCAGUUAAUCGAGUUCCAAACCAGAGGGAAAGUCUCGGUAAUCGAGGCCCCUUUAUCCCCACCGAAACUCACCAAGCCCCCCACAGCGGUGUCUUCAGAGCAGAGUUUUUGGCAGCUCAUCGCUAGUCGCUUUAAAAGAAAAGGCAACAAAUCUGAGGCUUGCUCUGAAAGCCAACUAUCUGGCAGUGAUCCCCCAGUCAGGAAUAAAAAGCUGCAGCCGGUUACCAUAGAGACACUAAAGGGCAUUGAUUCCAGCAAAGGUCAAGAUUCCUUCGUGAACAGUCAGGAGUGGACAUUGAGCAGAUCAGUGCCGGAGCUCAAAGUGGGCAUUGUAGGUAACCUCUCCAGCGGGAAGUCGGCCCUCGUGCACCGGUACCUGACGGGAACAUAUGUCCAGGAGGAGUCUCCCGAGGGAGGAAGGUUUAAAAAGGAAAUCGUGGUGGAUGGACAGAGCUACCUGCUGCUAAUCCGAGACGAGGGAGGACCUCCUGAGCUUCAGUUUGCCGCCUGGGUGGACGCCGUGGUGUUUGUCUUCAGCCUGGAGGAUGAGAUCAGUUUCCAGACGGUCUAUAAUUACUUCUUGCGCCUGUCCAGCUACAGGAACACGGCCGAGGUGCCCAUGGUGCUGGUGGGCACGCAGGAUGCCAUAAGUGCCACCAACCCGAGAGUAAUCGACGACGCCCGAGCUCGGAAGCUCUCCAAUGACUUGAAGCGCUCCACCUACUACGAGACCUGCUCCACUUACGGCCUCAACGUAGAGAGAGUCUUCCAGGAUGUUGCUCAGAAGGUGGUUGCGCUGAGGAAGAAGCAGCAGCUGGCCAUCGGGCCGUGCAAAUCUCUGCCAAACUCGCCUAGCCACACGUCCGUGCCCGCCGCGGCUAUUCCCUCGGUACACCUCAACCAGGCUGCUAAUGGAGGGGGCGCACCGUUCAGCGACUACUCCUCGUCAGUGCCCUCCACCCCCAGCAUGGGGCAGCGGGAGAUGCGCAUCGAGACCAUCGCUGCCUCAAACACGCCCACGCCCAUCCGCAAGCAGUCCAAACGCCGCUCCAACAUCUUCACAUCGCGGAAAGCCAGUGAGCAGGCAAAGAGCGCUGAGUGUAAAACAGACAGCAUAGGCAGUGGAAGGGCCAUUCCUAUCAAACAGGGCAUUCUGCUGAAGAGGAGCGGUAAAUCGCUGAAUAAAGAGUGGAAAAAGAAGUACGUCACGCUGUGCGACAACGGCGUCCUCACCUACCAUCCCAGCUUACAUGAUUACAUGCAGAAUGUUCACGGGAAAGAGAUCGAUUUGCUCCGGACGACGGUCAAAGUCCCAGGGAAAAGGCCGCCUCGAGCCGUGGCUACUGUAGCGCCGACUGCUAGUCCCAAGAGCAACGGUUUAACCAAGGACAUGAGCGCGCUACAACUCGCCAUCGGAGCCACAGGCGCUUCUCAUUCGAACAGCAGUACGUCUCUGCAGUCUGGGGGCGUGGCCUCUGGGCUGGGCGUGGCCUCUGUGAGCGGGGCUAAAGAGGGAAUGCAUCAACGCUCUUUCUCGGUGUCCAGCGCUGAGCAGUGGAACGAAGCGGUUAACACGAGCUGUGCCUCGGCCAAUGGGACUUUGGAUUCUCUAAGUGCCACCACCGGACUAGGGGGACCAACCAGCCCCAAACUGGAACCACCGCCUUCACCGCACGCCAACCGCAAAAAGCACCGGAGGAAAAAGAGCACGGGAAUCACCAAACCUGACGGGUUGUCGACAGGGAACGAAGAGCAAGAAGAGUCAUUUGAGUUCAUCAUCGUGUCCCUCACUGGACAGAUGUGGCACUUUGAGGCGUCGACGUACGACGAGAGAGAGCUCUGGGUCCAAGCCAUCGAGAGUCAGAUAUUUGCCAGCUUACAGUCAUGUGAAAGUAGCAAGAAUAAGUCACGAUUAGGGAGCCAGAGCGAUGCCAUGACCAUCCAGUCCAUCAGGAACGUGAGAGGGAACGCUUUCUGUGUGGACUGCGACUCCCCCAAUCCAGACUGGGCGAGUCUGAACCUCGGAGCGCUGAUCUGUAUCGAGUGCUCAGGGAUCCAUCGGCACCUGGGCACUCACCUGUCCCGUGUGCGCUCGCUGGACCUGGACGACUGGCCUGUGGAGCUGAGCAUGGUGAUGACGGCUAUCGGUAACGCCAUGGCCAACAGCGUGUGGGAGGGAGCGCUGGAGGGAUACACCAAGCCUGGAGCUGAUAGCAGCAGGGAGGAGAAGGAACGCUGGAUCAGGGCGAAAUACGAGCAGAAGCUGUUCCUUUUGGGCCUGCCGCAGUCGGACGUGCCCCUGGGGCAGCAGCUCCUGCGCGGCGUGGUGGAGGACGACUUGAGGAUGGUGGUGCUGCUGCUGGCUCACGGCACUAAGGACGAGGUGAACGAGACGUACGGGGACGGGGACGGCCGCACGGCGCUGCACCUCUCCUGCGCCAUGGCCAACGUGGUCAUCACGCAGCUGCUAAUCUGGUAUGGUGUGGACGUGAAGAGUCGCGAUGCACGUGGUCAGACCCCGCUGUUCUUUGCCCGGCGAGCAGGAAGUCAAGAAUGCGUCGACAUCCUCAUCCAACACGGCUGCCCCUCGGAUUCCGGCGGCGCGACGACACCACCAGGGACGCGUCACAACCCCAACGCCAACAACAACAACGGACAGUGCGAGCUUAACCGCAGCAUAAGCAUCAUGUAGAUUCCAAACACCGUGCUGUAAGCCUUCAGUGUCUCAGUGCCAUAAUACUGUGACUUCCUUCCCCCUGCCUUUAGCCAUCGCCACACUGUUAGCGUCGUAAAAAUCUCCCGUCGUGUCAAAUCGAUGUUUAACGUUCGCCAGGUCAACCCAGUCC
Messenger RNA from Clarias gariepinus (North African catfish), 3865 nucleotides. RefSeq names its product ArfGAP with GTPase domain, ankyrin repeat and PH domain 3 (gene agap3). Gene Ontology annotation, cellular component: nucleus. The record is from RefSeq and is a predicted model, not a curated record. Bases 85 to 3711 code for a protein of 1208 amino acids. NCBI's taxonomy places the organism in Eukaryota, Metazoa, Chordata, Actinopteri, Siluriformes, Clariidae. The transcript has 18 exons. Gene Ontology annotation, molecular function: GTPase activator activity; protein binding; GTP binding.